AUCUAAUCUAUCUAUUUAAUCUAAAUAUCGGUCUAUCUAUCUUUCCAUCUUACUAUCUUUCCGCUCGCCCGACUGCCAGCUUCACCAUCCCACAGGCCCGUCAGCCCGUCAGCUCGCCAGCCCGCCAGCCCGUCAGCCCGUCAGUUACCCUGUGUGUGUACGUGUGUCUGUCUGCCUGACCGCGUGUCUGUCUUUGUGUGUGUAUGUGUGUGAGUGUGUGCUUGUCUAUGGGACUUUCUUACUCUCUGCCAGCGAUUUUUCCUCUCUCAUUCCUCAUCUGUCUGUCUGUCUGUCUGUCUGUCUGUCUCUCUUUCCAUCUGUGUCACUAACCCCCACCCCUCUCGUCUCUCUCCUAUCCAUUUUAUAUACAUAAUACAAUACAAACAUUUACACACAUAUAUAGAGAUAUACAUUUAUGCGUACAGAUUUACAUGUGUACAUAUUCAUUCAUACAUUUUGACAUAUGAGAUGAUUUAAAAUAUAUCAAUGCCUCAAAAAAGAAAUACAGAAAAAAAAACAAGGCAAACAAUAAAUAUAUAAAAGAAAAAACAACUUUUGUACCAAUACCAAGGAAGGAAGAGUAUAUUUUACCCCUAAGGGACCAUAUAUACCAAAUAAAAUAUUGAAAGGAUAUAUAUACACAAAUUGUGAACUACAACUUAUGAUGACACUUCACACAGGUUACUGGAAAGAACGUUGAUGAUAUACAACAAUUCUUGCUAAGAUCAGAAAGAAAGGCAGUAUCGAUGAUCUAUUGACUACCCGAAAGACUAAUGGAAGGGAAGGAUCUGGCCCUAGUAAUUGCAACAGAGUAAAAUCCAAUAAAGGCAGCUAAAGUGCUAAGUCUUUAUAUUAAAACUACUUCAAAGUGCUCCAGUCAUAUCGUUCGUGUUUCGAUGAAUGAAAGCAAAAUAAAAUACAAAUCGAUGGAAUUUAUUAAAACAAUGGAUACUGACCUUCAGGAUAUUAAUUGAAGAUAUAUUUAUGUGGUAAUUCUACAGGAUACUCUAAUGACAUUUACGCUUUAAAAGACAACGAACAUUUCCAGAAAUAUCGAUUACCGUGUGGUUAUACAAAAAUCCAAUAUGGAUUACUUGAACGAUUCCAUGUUUGAUAACAUGACAUAUAACAUAACUUCUACUCCUUUACCUGAUGCUCCUCGCUUUGAUAAUGUAUAUGUAUCGAAGCUGUGUGUCCUCGGAACUGUCUUUGUGAUUUCCUUUUUUGGAAACACUCUUGUAAUUAUACAGAUAUUCAGAAUUAGAGGAUCGCGUUCCACAAUACAAAGCUUAAUCCUGAAUUUAGCCAUUGCUGACUUAAUGGUCAGUUUUUUCAACAUACUUAUGGACAUCAUAUGGUCAGCUACUGUAGAGUGGCUGGCAGGAAAUACAAUGUGCAAGAUUAUGAAGUAUCUUACAGUUUUUGGUCUACAUUUAUCCACUUACAUAACAGUAAGCAUAGCGUUGGAUAGAUGUUUUGCCAUCCUCUCGCCAAUGAGCCGCAGUAAAGCACCUCUUAGAGUACGUAUCAUGAUCACAAUGGCGUGGAUCCUCAGUGCUAUUUUCAGUAUACCGCAGGCUGUUAUUUUCCAAGAACAGCGAAAAAUGUUCAGACAAGGAAUGUUUCACCAAUGCCGUGAUAGUUAUAAUGCACUUUGGCAAAAGCAACUCUAUUCGGCAUCGUCAAUGAUUCUGCUGUUUGUAAUCCCGCUCAUAAUAAUGGUUACAUCCUACCUGCUCAUUUUAAAGACUAUUAUUAAAACAUCGAGACAGUUUCACGAUACUCCAAUUUCACCCACAUCGAUGUCGUGCUAUAGUGUGAACCAUGGACAAAUUCGUACACAUCUUUUUGAAAGGGCCAGGAAGAAAUCAUCACGUAUGAGUGCAGUGAUUGUCGCAGCUUUCAUUCUUUGUUGGACGCCAUAUUACAUCAUCUUCUUAGGUUUUGCAUUCUUCCGAUGGGACAACAGUCGCACUGUCAUAUACUUCUUCACUCUCGGGACUUCCAACUGCAUGCUAAACCCACUCAUCUAUGGAGCCUUUACCAUAUAUAAGGUCCACAGAGGAAGAAGUGGCAAUGCAAAUAGCCCUUCUAGAACCCGCCUGAUGAUUAUGGUCAAUAAAAGAGGAAGAUCAACAACAACCACUACAAAUAGAUUAUCCGGUUCCGGACGUCGUCAGCUCACCACCGGACAAACCAUUACCCAGCGUGCUUCAUUGACAAAUCCUCACCAACCUGUACGGCCAAGCCCAGGUACUAAUUCAACAACAGCACCAAAUGGUAAAAUGUCUACCAAACCACCUGGCUAGACAUUUAUCCUCCCGAUAUUAUUAACGGCAAAAAAAAAAAAUGAAACGUUAACAACGAUGAAUAUUCAACAAUAAAAAUUAUGUUCUUAUUAAUGCUGAAGAUAGUGAUGUGAUAAUGAACAUGAAACAAUGGUAACUGCAUUCCACCUUCAAUAUGUAUACACAUAUAUAAAUACAUACAUACA
Molecule: messenger RNA, 2494 nt
Organism: Octopus bimaculoides (California two-spot octopus)
Lineage: Eukaryota; Metazoa; Mollusca; Cephalopoda; Octopoda; Octopodidae
Product: gonadotropin-releasing hormone receptor
Biological process (GO): G protein-coupled receptor signaling pathway; cellular response to hormone stimulus
Cellular component (GO): plasma membrane
Molecular function (GO): peptide binding; G protein-coupled receptor activity
Source: RefSeq, a predicted model, not a curated record